AUGCCUUCUAGUGAAAGCAGGGCGUGUGCCUGCGCUAGCUUUCUGCCAGCUAAACGGCUCCUCAGAUCGUCAACGUCGUCGCAUGCAAGAGAGGUGGCGGCAGCGGCACAGCUGACAGAUGGAGUAACGGGAGGAAGGAGAACGAGGCAUUCGAGUAAGCAGACGGUGCUAUCGGCACAUACUAACCUCGAUGUUGGUCGGGAGCUUGGCGGGCCUUUAGGGGGCAAUGUUUGGUAUGCCACCCGUAAGCUGGAUGUUCAAAAGCUUUCAUGUCGGUGCCAUGGCCGUGUCGUCAUGCAAUUGGUACCCAUGCAAGGCACUCAAUUCUAUGUGAUUAGACGGAAGAAGACAAAGAAACCGUUGACAGGUUCCUCACGAACAGAGCCGGGCGGUAUCAGGGGAUGCAGCGGCUUGCGUGUUUGUUCCAACAAAUCGUCAACGGCCCUGGUUCGGUUCCCGCACCUGACCAGCGACCUUUUAGCCUCACAGGCCAGCCAGUUUGUGUGCCAGGAACAAGUGGUGCAGGCUGGUCUGCCUAGUUCAGGAGACGCACAUUUCGAGGCAAGGCACAAUGUAUGGAUCCUCGGAAAGUCUGGGACGGACUGGCCAAGUCUCUACUCGGACCAACCGCAGGCCUAGUGCUCAUUAGUCUAUAUACUACGUAGAUGGUAUGACGGCGACUAGCCAGUCAGGCGCGGUGCAAGACGGCCUGGCCUGAAGGCAGAGAGACC
Colletotrichum navitas is the source of this 731-nucleotide messenger RNA. RefSeq lists its product as uncharacterized. The record is from RefSeq and is a predicted model, not a curated record. Lineage: Eukaryota; Fungi; Ascomycota; Sordariomycetes; Glomerellales; Glomerellaceae. The transcript is spliced from 5 exons. The coding region runs from base 1 to 639 and encodes 212 amino acids.